CUGAAGACACGCCCCCCGUGCUGAGGCCAGCCGCUCCCAGGCCUGCAAACAACAUGUCGUGCACCCAGGAAGACUCCGACUAGUGACGUCUGCUGCUCUGUGAGGAGGAGAAGAAGAAGAAGAAGAAGUGGAUGGAUGCAACAUGGGUUCGGACGAGGCCUACAAUUUUGUCUUCAAGGUGGUCCUGAUCGGGGAGUCGGGUGUGGGCAAGAGCAACCUGCUGUCCCGCUUCACCAAGAACGAGUUCAACCACGACAGUCGCACCACCAUCGGCGUGGAGUUCAGCACGCGGACGGUCCAGCUCAACACCUUCGCCAUCAAAGCCCAGAUCUGGGACACGGCGGGACUGGAGCGCUAUCGGGCCAUCACCUCAGCCUACUACCGGGGGGCGGUGGGCGCCCUGCUGGUCUAUGACAUCACCAAACACCUGACCUACGACAGCGUGGAGCGCUGGCUGAAGGAGCUCUUCGACCACGCCGACCCUCACAUCGUGGUCAUGUUGGUGGGCAACAAGUGUGACCUGGAGGCCGACAGGUCGGUGCCCACGGAGCAGGCCAGAGACUUUGCAGAGAAAAGUGGCCUGUUGUUUCUGGAGACGUCCGCUCUGGCGUCGACUAACGUGGAGGUCGCCUUCAACACCGUCCUAACAGAGAUCCACAAGAAGGUGAGCAGCAAGGAAGUGGUGCGAGGUUCCAUCAGCGCCGUGACGCUCAACCCCAGCGUGGUGCCACACCCGGAGGAGGAGAAGAAGCCUUGCUGCAAGAACAUCUGAGGAAGGAGGGAAGGGGUGUGGCCGCCUGGCAGGACCGCCCCCUGAGCCCGGCAGGACCGCCCCCUGAGCCCGGCAGGACCGCCCCCUGAGCCCGGCGUGCACACAUCCAACCACUGAUUAGGACUUGUGGAGGCCGCAUGUUGAUGAUUCAUUAUUAUAUAUUCAUGCCAUCCAGA
Nerophis ophidion (straightnose pipefish) is the source of this 948-nucleotide messenger RNA. RefSeq names its product ras-related protein Rab-25-like. Gene Ontology annotation, cellular component: recycling endosome. The transcript has 5 exons. Gene Ontology annotation, molecular function: GTPase activity; GTP binding. Bases 143 to 772 code for a protein of 209 amino acids. Gene Ontology annotation, biological process: exocytosis. Lineage: Eukaryota; Metazoa; Chordata; Actinopteri; Syngnathiformes; Syngnathidae. The record is from RefSeq and is a predicted model, not a curated record.